This is a messenger RNA of Uloborus diversus, 3916 nucleotides long. Its product is annotated as sodium-coupled neutral amino acid transporter 7-like. Gene Ontology annotation, molecular function: amino acid transmembrane transporter activity. The record is from RefSeq and is a predicted model, not a curated record. Lineage: Eukaryota; Metazoa; Arthropoda; Arachnida; Araneae; Uloboridae. The coding region runs from base 381 to 1841 and encodes 486 amino acids. The transcript has 9 exons. Gene Ontology annotation, biological process: amino acid transmembrane transport.
AGCACAUGAGCGACCGGCUUGACUCAGAUAGCAACUUUUAAAAUCGUAGUGAAUCUCUGGAUGAGGAAACGCUUAAGUUGGGAAAAUAUCGCAGCAUGAAACGCGUUGUUUUCGGAACAGUAGUACCAAGAACAUUUUUAAUAAUGGCGGGAGAUUAGAAACUUUCGUAAAUUUUUAUCUUUUAGUGUAAUUUUAAUUAUUUAUUUUUUACAAAAUUACUGCUGAAAGAUAAAUUAUACUACAGAUUUAAACUCCCGCCAUUUGAAAGGAAUUUUUUUUUAAAUUAAAAGUUUUUGUUGGAUUUAAGAAAUAAUGUGUACAUGCAAAUUUAAAAAUUGAUAGAUAUUCAUUUUUGGAAAUUUUCCGAACGUUUGAGCGUAAUGACAAGCUUAGAAGAUUUAUCAACGAACCUAUUGUGGCAGUCGUUUUCUAAAGAUGUCUAUUCACAAGGAAAGUAUGACUACAGUAAAAGCGGCCAAGAAACAAUUUUGGAAGUCAGUGAGAUUGACGAAUCCAAACCAUUGCUACAAUCUAAUCCAAAUAGUGCAUCUGGUAAAAAGAUCAAGAAAAAAGGAGCCGGAUGGCUAACAACUGCUUUUCUAAUUGUGAACACAGCAUUGGGCAUCGGUAUUCUCAACUUCCCCGCUGCAUAUGACCAAGCUGGUGGAAUAUUGUAUGCAACGUGCAUUCAACUUAUAAUGGUGUGUCUAAUGAUGUCAACAAUGUUUAUUCUCGCCUACUGCUCCGAUGUGAAUGGUGACAAAACCUAUCACGAUGUCUUACUGUCCAUGACUGGUAAAAAAGGGCAACGAAUGGCAGCCAUCUCCAUUACCUUGACUUUAUAUUGUGUAUGCGUUGCCAUUCUCAUUAUUAUCGGUGACCAAAUCGAUAGCUUAUUUUCAUCUAUAUAUGGCCCUGGUUUUUGCAACUACUGGUAUCUGGACCGCUGUUUCACGAUUCCUGCCACGGCAAUUUUCUUUAUUUUGCCCACCUGCUUUUGUAAAAGAGUGGACUUCCUUGCAGGCAUUGGAUCCAUUGGAAUAUUUGCCAUGUUGUAUCCAGUAUUCCUGACUGUUUAUGGUUACUUCAAAAUAGAUAUUAAACCAUCUACGAUCAAAACACACCCCGAUGAUCUUACCGCUAUGCUUGCUAUGCUUCCAGUCCUCGGACUUGGGUAUCAGUGCCAAGAAGUGUGCGUUCCAAUUUAUUCCUGCAUGAAGGACAGAAAUCUCUGCAACUUCGCAAAAUCGAGCUUCGUGGCUAUGGGAUUUCUCUUCGUGAUCUACUCGAUUACCGGAUGCUUCGGAUACCUGACAUUUGGCUCCGAAGUGGCACAUAACGUUAUGAAGAUGUACAAUGCCAAGGAUCCAUUCGUUAUGGUUGGGGUUGGUGCCCUAAUCCUCAAAAUGAUUGUCACCUACCCAAUCCUAGCACUGUGUGGCAGAGAUGCCACAGCGGGGAUUUACGCCGAAAUUCGAGGUCUUAAGCCAGUCGAGCUCGCAGCAGGUGAAAAAAGUCGCCGUUAUGUCUUCGCCGCCAUUUGGUUUACAAGUUCUCUAUUUCUUGCAGUAGUUACGAGUGGCAUCGGAAUCGUCAUCAAAUACUUAGGUUCUGUGGCCUCAGCAAACAUAUUCAUAUAUCCAGGAAUUUGUUUGAUGAAAGUUGUGCUCAAAGAAGAUCCAGACAUAGUGAAAACAAGAAGCAAAGGUCUGAUAGUUUAUUCUAUAUUUAUUGCCGCUGUGGGAGCCUUUUGCUUCGGAGAAGUUCUGCUUACCGCUAUUCUGAACUCAAAAUCAGAACUACCCGAUGAUCUGUGCGUGAAGGAGCUCAAAGCACCUUGAAAUACCCACCUGUAUUUCGAUGCUUAGUUUGAGGCUUCUUUUCAAGAGGAGGGAGAAAUCCAGCGCUCAACGAUUCGAAGAAUUCAGUGAUAAAACUUGCACAAUCUUAUUUCUUAUUGUUAGAACGAAGCGUUUGUAAAUUUUUCAUCUAGCAACAAAAGUUUUUGUUGAUUAUUUACUCUGGUGAUAAUCUUGUAAAUAUACAUUCUUAUUAUGAAGAAUUUUAUGAUAUUAGUGCCAAAAUGUUAAUGAUUACUUAAAAAGAAAAGUAUAAUUAAACUCCACUUUUUGUAAAUCUUAAUUUAUGGCAGAUAACACUAGCAAAAAUGAUAGGUGAAAACGGUGUUGGUUGAGUUUGCGGACCAGGACCCUUCUCACAGGAGGUAGACGGAUCAUUGACUCUAGAACCAAUAUUGAUUUCUGCUGAAAUUUAGAGCUAUUUGAGAUAAAAUGUCAGAUUGUUGGCUAUAACAACAGACUCUGCUAUGUAUAAAAUUACUUGUCAAUUUCUGUUUGAGUAAAUUUAUGAAAAUUGUGAUCAUGGCUAUAGUGAUCAGUCAAGUACAUCCAUAGCAACAUCACAAUUCAAUACUGUCAUGAGCAGGUAAACGGUAGUAGCUGCAGAAAUGAGUUUUCGAGGUACAGUAAAACCUGUGAAGUUGACCACCCUUGCAACUUGACCACUUGUCUAAGUUGACCGCUUUUAUCUGGCUUGGAAUUGGUCAUUACCAUAUAAAUCAAACUCUGUAAGUUGACCACCUGUUUAAAUUGACUACUAAUGUAGUGAACCGCAAGUGGUCAACUUACACAGGUUUUACUGUAUUUGAAGAAACGUGCAUUGGAUUCAAUACUGACAGUAGGGAAAUGUUGGUAUUGGACGUUUCUUUCCCGCUAUUAUUUCAGCGGAAAACAAAUAACCAACCUUGUACAAUGAAGUUAACGUGCAACAGAUAACGAUAGAAAAAAUGCAGUAACUGCUCUUUACCUACCCAUGGCAGAACACUGUUUUCAUAGUUCUGUCAUCUUAUUAAUGUCUAGUUUAUAUUAAUAUAUUAGUUUAUAUUAAUGUAUAAUAGUUCCAAAAAAUCUGGCAUGUUUAUAGAUGCAGUACUUCGAGUGCAGAUCUAAACAUCUCUUCUUAAAUUUAUACUCACCUACUUGUUAACGUUCCCUCUGGACAGUAUGCAAUGUGGCAGUGGCCAAUAGGUGAGUUGGUGUAAACGUUCCGUUGGUAUAAACGCUACUAUGAUGUCAAUUCAAACUAUCUUUUAAAAUUUAGUUGAAAAUCGACAUCAAUAAAUGUCAAUGAUAAUUGAGUGCCAUGCUUCAUGACUUUUGAAAUUUUUUAUUUGAUACGCGUGUGUCAACAGAAAUUUGAUUUAAGUUCUAGAAGUGACUUUUUGUUUACUUUCUUUGACCCAAGUCCUUUCCGUCUUCUAAGACUCUAUGUGCAUCCCUUACACUUUUCUUGUUAGUUUUAUUUUUUGGUGGUACUUUUACAUUCCUCCAAGAAAAUCAGUGUAUAUUUAUUGUUCUGAUACUAUUGCUACUGUUAAGAAAAGUUGUACUGAUUCGUGAUUUUUUUUGACAGUGAUUUAUGUCAACUCUCCGCAAAAUCAUAGCGGAAAAUUGUGUUUCGAAUCGUUUUAUUUAUGCUUAGAACUAGCACAAUACAUAUAUAUUUCUUAUGUAGUUUUUGCAAAGUUUAAAACAGCAGUUUUGCCAGGGAUCCGUGAAAAAAUGUAUUUUGCAGUUUUUCCUCUGGAAGAGAGUGUUUCAUCAUCAUAUGAAUCAGCAACUGUUCACUGUUGGUAAUGUUCCACAAAAAGACUAUUUACUAUUCUUUUUUAAUGGUUCCAAAGUAAGCCAAGAUGUUACGAUUUUGAUUCUAUCGGACCCUAGACAAAAUUGCUUUAUCAUUUGCGUCUCAAAUUUAUACUAUCCGGAUAGAAUGAUUUUUUUUCAAGCCAACAUUGUUGUAAUUUUUUGAGCCUAGUAAUAUUGUAAUUCAGCCAAGUGACCAAACUUAUGUAAAAAAGAAAAGAAAAAUAAAACCUCUGUUAUUAAAAAAAUUA